Messenger RNA from Anolis sagrei ordinatus, 2398 nucleotides. RefSeq names its product cytochrome P450 family 27 subfamily C member 1 (gene CYP27C1). Gene Ontology annotation, molecular function: monooxygenase activity; iron ion binding; oxidoreductase activity, acting on paired donors, with incorporation or reduction of molecular oxygen. Gene Ontology annotation, cellular component: mitochondrial inner membrane. Gene Ontology annotation, biological process: cortisol metabolic process; cholesterol metabolic process; C21-steroid hormone biosynthetic process. The record is from RefSeq and is a predicted model, not a curated record. NCBI's taxonomy places the organism in Eukaryota, Metazoa, Chordata, Lepidosauria, Squamata, Anolidae.
AGGCAGGCACCAGAAAGGGGCCGGUGGGAAGAUCUGACGUGUGAAUGAAACCAAACCCUGCGCUGGAAGGCUCCUCUGGGGCCAGCCCGCCUUUCGGCAGCCUCGGGGGAGGGAGCCUUUCAAAGCAUGGCCUGUGUAAACUGAUGCUCGGGCAGGAAGGAGAGCCCGGGGGCGCGCCGCGGGGCCUGGCAAGCCGGGGAGGGCCAAGCUCCGUCCGCAUGGGAGCCUGAGCUCUCUCUCCAGCGGAGCCAGUGGUGGUGGUGCGGGUCCCCUCUCCGGCCAUGUCCCUCCUGGGCAAAGCGCUCAGGCUGGCCGCCGCCGCCGCCGGGCAGGUGCUGCUGGAGCCUCUUCCCCGGAGCCGCCUCCGCCCGGGACUCCUCUUCCUCCGCCGGCUCCGGCAGUGCCCCAAACUUUCCGAGGGCCCCCCCAAGGAGGCCACCAGAGCCACCGCCGAGGAGGACAAAGACGACGACGAGGAGGAGGAGGAGGAAGAGGAGCGGGUGGCCGCCGAGGAGGGCCAAGGAGAGCCGGCUGGGCUCCAGGAGCAGCGCCCCGGGCCCGGAGUGAGGAGCCUGGAGGACAUGCCCGGGCCCAGGACCCUCUCCAACCUGGUCGAGUUCUUCUGGAAGGAUGGCUUUGGGCGCAUCCACGAGAUCCAGCAGAAGCACGUUCAGGAAUAUGGAAAAAUUUUCAAGUCACAUUUUGGUCCCAAACUAGUUGUAUCCAUUGCAGAUCGAGACCUGGUUGCUCAGGUUCUCCGCGAAGAAGGCUCUGCACCCCAACGGGCUGACAUGGAUUCCUGGCAGGAAUACAGAGAUUUACGAGGGAGAGCAACAGGACUUAUAUCUGCAGAGGGGGAACAGUGGCUAAAAAUGAGGCGCGUACUAAGACAAAAAAUGGUGAAACCCAAAGAUGUUGCCAUUUUCUCUGGAGGAGUUAAUGAAGUUAUUACAGAUUUGAUUAAGAGGAUCCGUAUUCUGAGAAAUCAAGAGGAAGAUGGAGAAACAGUGACAAAUGUCAACAGCCUUUUUUUCAAGUAUUCAAUGGAAGGAGUGGCAACUGUUUUGUUUGAGUGCCGCUUGGGGUGUCUGGAGAAUGACAUUCCUCAGAACACUGUCGAAUACAUUGAAGCACUGGAACUGAUGUUCAGCAGUUUCAAAACUACCAUGUAUGCAGGAGCCAUUCCCAAAUGGCUUCGUCCAAUUAUCCCAAAACCUUGGAGAGAAUUCUGUAGGUCAUGGGAUGGACUCUUUAAAUUUAGCCAAAUUCACGUUGACAACAAAUUACACCAUAUAAAAUCCCGUUUAGACAAAGGAGAAGAGUUAAAGGGUGGACUUCUCACAACUCUGCUUCGAAGUAAAGAACUCACCAUUGAAGAAAUCUAUGCCAAUAUGACUGAAAUGCUGUUGGCAGGAGUCGAUACAACUUCAUUCACUUUAUCUUGGGCAACAUACAUGUUAGCAAAGCAUCCUGAAGUACAGCAUUCAGUCUAUAAAGAGAUAGUCCAUAACUUGGGGAAAGAUAAAGUCCCUGAUGCAGAUGAUAUCCCAAAUUUACCAAUGAUUAGAGCCCUUCUUAAAGAAACUUUAAGGUUAUUUCCAGUAUUGCCAGGAAAUGGCAGAGUGACCCAGAAAGACAUGAUUGUUGGUGGAUACUUGAUACCGAAAGGGACACAGCUGGCCCUCUGUCAUUAUGCUACAUCAUAUCAAGAAGAUAAUUUCCCAUUGGCAAAUGAGUUCCAACCUGAACGCUGGCUCAGGAAAAGCAAUAUGGACAGAGUAGACAAUUUUGGCUCCAUUCCUUUUGGUUAUGGUAUUCGGAGUUGUAUAGGAAAGAGGAUUGCUGAACUGGAAAUUCACCUUGCACUAAUACAGCUUCUUCAAAAUUUUGAAAUAAAAAUUUCUCCAAAAACUAAACCAGUUUGUGCCAAAACCCAUGGACUCUUGACUCCUGCAGAUGCCAUCAACGUCAAAUUUGCAGACAGAAAGUGAGAGAAGGGACUUCAGGAUGCUCUCCAACAUGACUUCUGACAGAAAGGUGCUGAAGAUUCUCUAAGCCAGUAAGAGAUUUCUGUAAUCUCAUUUUGGUUGCUUAUCUAGGGGGGUUAUCUCUUUCCUCAAACACCAUGCCCCCCCCCCCCCGCCCCCAGAAUAUUAAGUAUUCAUUAAGAUAAUUCAUUUUUUCUGGUGAGAAUCCAGUUAAUUCUGGCAGGCUUAGAAAGACAACAGACAAAACCAAAACAGUUAAUCACAUUUUUCCUUGGGUGGAGUACAAACAACAUAUCAUUGCAUUCCUUUCCCAUGAGCCUCCCUAGCAAUUACAAAAUAUACUUAAAUCCCACAAAAAGACUGUGACCACUUUGUUACCUCCUCUCAACUUGUUUCCAUUGUUUGGCAAA